UCUUUUUCAAAUAACGUCACUGCUAAGUGAAUGUGAAGUCACUCCUCAGCAUGGAAAGUCCUUUAAAGCAUCGGUAGUGUGAAUUGAAUUGUUAAAAGAGCAUUGGUUCCGAUGCGACAAGUCGUCGGUUGCGUUCUUGCUGUGAUGUUAUAUUUAAAGCGAUUUGUUUAAUCUACGAGAUUGCCGCGGACACCGGACGUAAUUGCUAACAAACCUUCAUGGUUCCUAACUCCUAGUGUACAAUCAUGGCGUCAGCGGCUAAAGAAAAUCCUUCAGAUCAAAUGUACCACUACGGCUACCAGAAGGACUUCCGGACGGCUCUUCCUCAGUUCCUAGCAGUGAGCGUAAAGAAUCUACUAUUAUUAAGCUAUGGAAUGACACUCGGCUUCCCGACCAUCCUCAUUCCUGCUGUACAGAGUCCUAAAGAAGGUGAAAUAUUACAUUUGCAAGCUUCAGAGAUAUCAUGGAUAAGUUCGAUAAAUUUGAUCGUUGUUCCGAUUGGCUGCGCUUUGUCCGGCGUGGUUACGACACCGGUGGGCCGCCGACGGGCUAUGCAGAUGGUGAACGUACCAUUCUUCAUCGCCUGGCUAAUGUUCCACUUCUCAGCCAACGUGGGACAUCUUUACGGUGCACUGUUCCUCACAGGGUUAGCGGGAGGAUUGCUUGAGGCACCAGUGCUGACAUAUGUGGCAGAGAUAACACAGCCACACAUCCGCGGCGCGCUCGCUGCCACCAGCUCCAUGUGCAUAAUCAUCGGUGUCUUCACGCAGUUUCUCUUCGGCCUGUUUAUGUACUGGCGGACUGUGGCACUGGUUAAUAUUAUAUUCACGGUGAUAGCCGUCUUGGCACUCUUCUUUGUUCCUGAAUCACCUCACUGGCUGGUGUCCAGAAAAAGAAUAGAAGAUGCAAGAAAGAGCCUACAGUGGUUACGUGGUUGGACAAAUCCUGAAGCUGUUGCAGGAGAGCUAAAAGACAUCCAAGCACUGUUCAAACGAAAAAAAGCUGAAACCGGGGAUCAAGAAGAAACUCUAUCGGAAAAGAUAUCACUGUACCUGGAUAGAAGUUUUUUGGUGCCUUUUUUCCUGGUCUCCUACACCUUCUUUGUCGGCCACUUCAGUGGAAUGACUACGUUACAGACAUAUGCAGUUUCAAUCUUCCAAAUGCUAGAAGCGCCUAUUGACAAGUACUAUGCAACGCUGAUUCUAGGCAUUCUGCAGAUAUUUGGGUCGGGCGUUUGUGUUGUACUUGUCCAUUAUACAGGGAAGAGGCCGCUAACCUUUUUCUCUACCGCUGCUGCUGGAGUGUGUUGUGUACUGGUUGCUGGUUACGAUGGGUACUUUAAAACGCACGAUGUUUUAAACAAAACUACUUGGGACAACGUACACAAUGCAACUAUCGGAGUCAACAGUAAUAAUUUUGACAAUCCCUAUUCCUGGAUUCCCACGACAUUAUUGAUGUUGCUUGCUUUAGUUACACACACAGGCAUACGACUUCUACCAUGGAUUCUUAUUGGAGAGGUAUUCAGCGCAAAAACUAGAUCCGGUGCAGCAGGCUUAUCAAGUGCUAUCGGUUAUGUCUUUGGGUUUCUCACAAACAAAAUGUACAUCACUAUGGUGGAUAAACUGUCCAUUUGGGGCACAUACGGCUCUUACGGAUUUAUUUGUUUGACGGGGUGCAUAGUCUUAUAUUUCAUAUUACCAGAAACGGAAGGCAAAAAACUAAACGACAUUGAAAAUCAUUUCACUGGCGUUAAACAUCUGACCAAAGGAGUAUACCGCUCCAAGAAAAAUAACCGCACUGAAAUAUCUCGAAUGAGAGAUUUAAAAGGCACGACAAAUCCAACAUUUGAACGGGACAACACUGACUUAUAGAAAUACAAUAAUUAUUGAUUUUGGAUCCUUUCUAAUCACCUUGAUGAAAAAAAAAUUAAAGAAAUUUCUUUUUCAUAAGAUUCCCUAAGAUGGAGGAAUUAGGAUGGAGGAUAUUGAUGAGUUACACAUAAUGAUAAAGAGAGAGAGAGCCAGCGCGUGCCAGGCCUUCGUUAUUUUAUAAAAGCUGAAAGUUGCUCCGAACAAAACAUGACAAAAUUACACUUAAUACUUUGACGUAAGAUUUUUUACAACUUUGUUACCUGUUAUCUCACUAAGCCACCACGAUCCAAACUUCAUAGUCGCUAAUCGUUCCUCCCUGUGUUGGGGACAAUACGCAGAGAAACUUUCAGCUUUUAUAAAAUAACGAAGGUCUGGCCCUCGCGUACUCUUAGUCCAUUACCUAAUGGCGAAGCAAGCAGGAUGUGCAAAGUUAAAUCUGCUGAGACCGAGUGUUCUAUUCAAUCUAAUUGCGUACAGUUUCUGAAACACUGAUAAUGACACCGAAAUGUUUUUUGUCUCAAA
Molecule: messenger RNA, 2393 nt
Organism: Maniola jurtina (meadow brown)
Lineage: Eukaryota; Metazoa; Arthropoda; Insecta; Lepidoptera; Nymphalidae
Product: facilitated trehalose transporter Tret1
Exons: 14
Coding region: 246-1871 (541 amino acids)
Biological process (GO): transmembrane transport
Cellular component (GO): membrane
Molecular function (GO): transmembrane transporter activity
Source: RefSeq, a predicted model, not a curated record